AUGGCCCUUCUGAGGGACAGCGGGAUUGCCGUUCUGCCAUUCCUGGCUGCUUUCGAAGAAAAAAUUGAACAGUUACGAGCGAACAAGACACACAAAGGGUGUGUGUGUGUGCAGGAGACGCGCGUCGUCCACGGAGGAGGCUGCUGCGAGAUGGCCAUGUCCAAGUCGAUCAUGGAGAAGCUGAGCCACGUGGAGGGCAAGGAGCAGAUGGCCAUGGAGGCCUUCGGGAAGGCCCUGCAGCAGAUACCGACGAUCCUGGCGGACAACAGCGGCUACGACUCCGCCGAGUUGGUCGGCCAGCUGCGGGCCGCGCACGCCCGGGGCCAGAGCUCCCACGGCAUCGAGUUCACGACCGGCACGGUGGCGGACAUGGCGCCGCUGGGCAUCAUGGAGUCGUACAGGAGCAAGCUGUCCCAGCUCUGCUCGGCGGCAGAGGCCGCCGAGAUGAUCAUCCGGGUCGACAACGUCAUCAAGAACGCGCCCCGGCAGCGCGACGCUGCCUGCGGUGCUGCACAAGCCAAAGCAAGUAACAAGGAGACGUCCUCGCCGAAGGGCGGCUCUCGCUAUAGCGCCGGCCUCGUUCCCAACUCGCGUUGCUCGCCUCGGCGCUGGCUGCGCUCCCAGCUCGCGAUGCUCUCUCCAGCUGGCGACGCGUCAGACAUGGAAGCCAAAGCGCAGCGUCUCGCCGACGCGGCGGCCGCAGCCGCGAUGAGGCGCGCCGAGCUGAACACGGCCCGCCUCGCUGCGGUGGCCGAGGCGGCGCGCUCGCUGCUGGCGCGGCACGGGUCGCAGCGCCCCGCGAGGUGCGGCGCGGCCGACGCUGGCAGCCGCGAGUGGCUCGCCGAGGCGGAGGGGCUCCUCGCGGCCCUGGAGGACGUGGACGAGAUCACGCGGCGCCAGCAGCGGCAGGCCGCGCAUGCGCCUCCCGGGCCCGCCGCAGGGGACGCUGCCGCCGCAGGGGGCGCUGCCUCGGAG
Prorocentrum cordatum is the source of this 975-nucleotide messenger RNA. The record is from the annotation of a GenBank genome assembly. NCBI's taxonomy places the organism in Eukaryota, Dinophyceae, Prorocentrales, Prorocentraceae.